CAUCGCAUCAUCAUCAAUUCGGAAUCGUACCUGAAAGAGUGUAGAAAACCCGCUAGGCUUUGCUAAAUUUUUGAGUAUUAAUACUGUAGCUUUCCCGUGCGGUUUGUUGAAAUAAGUUACACAUUAACCUCUCGUAACAUAACAAGUACGCAAGUCUAUCUAAGUAACCACUACCAUUACCGCCACCCGACACCUCACCAAUAUCAAUAUGAGUUCAAAAGAAGCAGAAGCAAGAGGCGAUGCGCUCCCCUCCUAUGAGGAUGCCUCUGGUCCCUCAUCCUUCGCACAUAUAGGCCAAGAAGACGCGCCGAUGCAAGGGCCUUCUCUAGCAUCUCCUUUCAACUUCCCUUCUGAUUCCAAUCUACCUUCUUAUACAGCGUCUCCUACCACUACCGAGCAACAACGCCCUAUUGCCAUUCCUCAGCUUAAGCCAGAUUUCACAUCACCCUUCCUCGACGCUUACACCCAGAUUUUACUUCGUCAUGGCGUCACAGAAGACACAUGGGUCGCAUUCUUACGCACGCUAUCGGGUUUCCUAGCCGCGACCGUGUCCGAGAAAGCUAUUAGCCACGCCGCCGAGAUCGGGCAACAUAUCGGCGACGUGCCGAAGCGCUUCGGUAAGGAAACAUUAGCCCAUAUCAAACAUACGGGCCACAACAUUAGCGACAGCGCCAAGAAGGGUAAUUACAUCGGCGCGGCUACACGCGUAGUCGGUGGUGCCAUCGCCCUACCCGUAGCCACUGCCAUCCGCGCAGCAGGUGCUGUCGUCUCCCUCCCAUUCGCGGCCAUCGGCGCCGUCACCAAGGACCCCAAGACACCACGGGAGCGUGCCGUCGCGUACGCCGCAGCCGCCAACGUCAAGUGGCUGCACAGUCGAGGUCUCGAGGCCCACCUCUUAGAUACGGCCGAGCUAGGCCAUAAUCUCGGCUUACCGCUGAAUGAACUACUCCAGCUAGGGCGGGCCAACAAAGAUGCGGAUGCGGCGGGAAAGCUCGCUCUCUUGGGGACGCAUAUUGCAGAGCUAAAAGUGCGCAUGGCAGCUAAUCUCGAAAUAGGAGCUAACACAUUAUGGCUGGUUGUCAUGGAGAAGGCCGUGGACGAUGUUCAUGAUGACAAGGAUAAGGGCAAACAUAAGAGUAGGAAAUGAAAUAAAAGGAUAGUUAAAUGGGAAGGGAAAUAAUGUUAUACAUGGCUACUCAUUACGUAGGAGUUAUCUAAAAACUUGUUUUAUAUACUAAAUGCUACAGUAU
Hypoxylon trugodes is the source of this 1250-nucleotide messenger RNA. RefSeq lists its product as uncharacterized. Lineage: Eukaryota; Fungi; Ascomycota; Sordariomycetes; Xylariales; Hypoxylaceae. The record is from RefSeq and is a predicted model, not a curated record. The transcript has a single exon. Bases 209 to 1147 code for a protein of 312 amino acids.